Heterobasidion irregulare TC 32-1 is the source of this 851-nucleotide messenger RNA. RefSeq lists its product as uncharacterized. The record is from RefSeq and is a predicted model, not a curated record. The coding region runs from base 113 to 559 and encodes 148 amino acids. The transcript has a single exon. Lineage: Eukaryota; Fungi; Basidiomycota; Agaricomycetes; Russulales; Bondarzewiaceae.
ACACUGAGCGCACUGUACACCGAGCGCAGCAUUCGCAUAUUACACCGCGAACGAACCUCCCCACGUACGAGUACAUGAAAGGGUACGCGCAGUCCCGACAAGGCAUCCGAGAAUGUUGUACAGCCAGUCACUGACCACGGGCGACGGCGGUGAGCGGGGGAUGGGAGCUCGCAAUCUUCGUACGGACGUACGAGCGUACGUGCGUGCGUGCCCACAUAUAUAUAUAUACGAGACGAGACGAGACAGGACGGAAAGAAGAGACACACGGGCAGACAGACAGAACGAAAGAAAGAAAAGAAAGAAAGAAAGACAGAUGGACAGAUGGACAGGUAGACAGAUGGACAGAGACAGAGACAGAGAAGCGAAAUCAGGGCGCGCAAAAACGAGCGAGUACAGGCGAGCGUAUAACCUGGGCGCGACAGCCGCUGCGACAUCGACGUGGCGUCGGAGGCGUAUCGCGAAGGAAGGGAGGAAGGAAAGAAAGGAGGAGGGUUGUGAGUGCGCGUCCACGGAUGAAAAGAGAGAAGGGGGACGAGGCGCGAGCGGAGACGAUGUAUAAUCAAAGACAGUGAGCGGUCGACAGCGGACACCAAAGCAGAACGAAACGAAACGAAACGAAACGAAACGAAACGAGUAGCAAUUACAAGAAAAAAGAAAAAAAAAGUGAAAGUGAAAUGAACAUACAUAAAUAGAUCGAAUUCCACACCGACAGACCUUAAGCUCGAGGACCGACGACCCCGCCUCCCGACUCCUCCCGACUCCCGACUCCCGACCGUGCACUAACCGUGCCUAUCCGUCCACGUCCAUCUCCACCGUCCCCCCACCACCCUCCUCCACGUCCCCGCCAUCCC